CGCGGUCACGGUGACCGACCCGUCCUCCAGUCAGUCACAUCGCAGUCAGUAAACGGCGGAGUCGUGUGUACACCGUUCAGUAUUCUAAACGUGCUACGUCUCUUUAAAGUCUUUGUUAUAUUUGGAAAGUUGAGACGAGCAAGAAAGCCUCUCAGCAAUGGUGGCAAAACCGUCAACCUGUUGAUGCUGCCACUUUUUUUUCUUACUUUCCCUUUUAUGACUGGCAGUCAAGUACAGCUGGAGAGUGAAGAGGACUCCUUCUCCCGUACACGUCGCAGCGCCCUCUUCCUCAAUGAAAGACCGAAACCGGUGUUGUGCCGAAAAAUAGCCGCCCCACGUGAAAUGUCCCCUCUGACGGGCGCGCCCACACGUCACUAGUACAAACAGCUUUUUCUUACCAAUCAAUUGACAUGGAAACAACUUUCUUGUACCGUGAAUAUGUAUUAUUUUACUCUGCUUGAACUAAUAAAUUUUGUACUGUGAAUAUGUAUUAUUUUACUCUGCUUGAACUAAUAAAUGUCAAACCUGUGUGAUUGUCAUUAGGAUAUGGUCGUGAAAACCUGUACACUAAUACGUUUCUGUUCAAAGAUGGUUAUGUGGCCCAUUCCACGAUUUAUUACUAAAAUACAGUACUAGUAUUUUUUGUAAUUUAUUUAUUUAAAACUGAUUUUACAGUCGUAAAUCCAUUACUGUAAUGUGUUCAUGAAAACAUUUGAUGUUUUCAGCUCAAUAAAGCAUUAUAAAUAAGCGUUCCGUCAGGGGGGGACAUUUCACGUGGGGCGGCUAUUUUUCGGCACAACACUGGAAGUCUGUCAUUUUCCUAGAUUAAAAAAAAUUUUUUAAAAAGUUUUUUUUAAAUUGAAUAAAUAUAUCGAUCGCUUCCUCACACAUCCAAGUGGUCCAUUUCAUUCAGGAGCAUAAAAUACCGCGUGUAUUAUGAAAUGAACAUGCUUUUUCGUGUCACAGGCACUUUAACACAAUAUGUCAUUACUGUUUUUACGUUGUGUGUUUUUUUGGACCUUAAAUUUAUGUACUAGUAAGGAGAAAUUUCAAUUGCAUUUACACUAAAACAUUGUAUAAUUGUAAAAUAAUUUUUGCAAACUCCAAAAAUGUUUACAAUGUAACGUUAACGUUACAUUGUAACGUUAUGUCAUUUUAAAUACCAAUUUAAAAAAUUUAACAAAUAUAAAACCUGGAAAUUUUUCACAACAAACUAUCAACAUUAUGUAUAUCCAAAAAUAUUUAUUAUAAAAGAAAAAAGUGGGAAUUAUUCACAUCUAAAACUAUUCACAGUAUGCAAUUUCAAGCAAACAUUUAAAAUAUAUAAAAGUGGCAAUUAUUCACAAGCAGCUAAAGUUAACAAUAUUUAGUUUUGAAAAGUAUGGCAAUAGUGUUUCCACAUAGACUUCAUAAUACUUGACAUGACAUGGGAAACGGGCCGAUCCAUAGGGGGCCUAUUUUCAAAAACUUCAAAUUCCAAUAUUUUCAGAACCAAAGCUGCUGCCGACCUAAAACCAAAACAGGCACCUACCUUAGCCAUAUAUACGUCUCCGUGAGCAGCGGCAUAAAAAAAUUCAAAGUCGUUCGCUUAUAAAAUCCUGAUAGGUAUAACAAAACUUAAAAUGGCUCUACAAUUCUCACAAGAUGCACAAAAAUCACCAAAUGCAGAGAUAAUCACCUAUAUUUUCAGGAUCAAUAGCAAUGUUUAGAGUUGUUUCUACAAGUUCCAUAGCAGCAUUGUUUGAUCUGCAUGUUCUUUUUUGAAAGAUUACCAGAGAAAACAAGCAGAAAUAACAUGGUUUGUAUGGGACGGCGUGUCUAUUAUGCCCCACUUCCACGUUGUGAUGGUAACGUCACGGUCUAAAAAUAGCAUUUGUGCGGUACGCUCUUGAACGAGGCUCAGCAAAAACAGUUUCCAGCCACAAUUAAAACGUCUGCGUAUUAAUACAAUUGGCAAAAGAUGCAUUGGAGGAUGCGGGCAUCGAUCCCACUACCUCUCGCUUGGGCCUGAUGCACUCUGCUGUUGGAGCAAAAUAAGACCAAGUAAGUCCAAAAAGUAAGCCAGUCAGCGCAGACUUUAUGGAAAGUAAGCUCAAAGGAAUCCCAAAAAGUAAGCCAACUGACCCAUCAGCGCUGACCUCAUCGUCUCUGGUGAGCCAAUCGCAGUCUGAGCUGGAGGGUUUAUUUAUCGUUCGUGUGCUGAUUGGUCAGCUGGCUUACAUUUUGGGCUUACUUGACAGGUCUGAUGUGCUGAUUGGCUUACUUUUUGGGCUUGGGCUUACUUUGCUCUAUCAGCAAAACUUGGCCCGGCCUGGAGUCAUAUUACAAGUGACCGCUUCACACUCAACAUGCUCUGAGAAGUGAGACAGGAGACGGAGAUAUAGAUGACAUUAUGCCUUGCCUGCAGUAUUUGGUCUUUAAAAAAAGACAACCAAAACAUUGAGUAACAAUAUUACAGGGCAGUUGUUCUAACUUGUAUUUACUGUAUGGCUAAUACUGUACAUAACUGAGUCUCAAAUCAUUUUUUGUUGAGUGCAAUGAGUGAGCAACUCUAGCAUUUAAUCAGUCACUUAUUUAGAAGAACGAGGCCCAGCAAAAAGUUUCUACUGCAUAUGAAAUGCGAAUAGCUUCGCCUUGCUAGUGUUAAACUGGUCUUUUGGACGUCUUCACAUUUUUCCUUCUGAAUUUUUGGUUUCAGGAAACGAAUAAAGAAAACAUCCUUCAUAUGACGUCACAGUCUAAAAAUAGCAUUUGUGCGGUAAUCUAUGAACGCGGGCAAAAACAGUUUCCGGCCACACUUUCAACGUCUGUGUUUCAAUACAAUUGGCAAAAGACACAAUGGAGGAUGCGGGCAUCGAUCCCGCUACCUCUCGCAUGCUAAGCGAGCGCUCUACCAUCUGAGCUAAUCCCCCAUUGGAAUGGGGAGGCUCUGUGUCAUAAACGUGUGCAGCUCUAGCUCAUGUACUUGGCCCAGCCCGGUAUCACAAUACAAGUGACUUGAACAUGCGUUGACAAGUGAGAUAGGAGAAGACGGAGAUAUAGAUGACAUUAGCCUUGCCUGCGAUAUUUGGUCUUUAAAAAAAGAGAGCCAAAAACAUUGAGUAACAAUUGUUCUUACAGAGCAAUUGUUCUAACCAGUAUUUACUGUAUUGUCUAGUACUGUACAUAACUGAGUCUCGAGUCAUUUUUUGUUGAGUCCAAUGAGUGAGCAACUCUAGCGUUUUAUCAGUCACCUAUCAAAGAAACAGGAAACCCAACUACAGGGCGUGUCGGAAGACAAAGGUCCCUGGGGAUGGCACAUUUUGUAGUUUAUCAUAUCUGAACCCUUUCAGGGACAGUGGGCAGCUAUUCACAAGUUGACACUUAAGACCUUUAACAAUUUAGAGAGCCAGAGACAAAUCUUGAAGCCGCAUCCUCAAACUUUUGUCUUUCCUCGCUAGCCAUGAUCCUCGUGUCUGUCACUUUUGCCACAAACAAAAGGAGUGUGGUUGACCCUGCCCUCCAGGCAGUUUGAGGGAGGAGGGAGGAAGAGCUGCUCUGCUUUGACUGCACCCUGGACAUUUUAGCGAGAGCACACAAGAAAAAGUUUGGAAAAUUAGGCUCAAGCGUUUACGUCACAGAAGCACGGGAUCAUGCGAGAUUUGCGAUAACGCAACCAUUUCGGAAGCACGUCUGCAUCACGGGACAUUUAAACUUAACGGCAAAUACAAUUCAACUACGAGUGCCAAAGAUGGAAAAAAGUAAGGAAAACUUGCCAGUUCGAUACAGAGACAAACUUGUUACCACGGCCAAGGACAGAUAUGUGAGCAAUUUUAAGAAUGUGAACAAUGUUGACCCUUACGAGCAAGCCGAACACAAAUGGAAUAAAGAUGUCGACAAGCUUCCACCACUACGCGAAAUGGACAUCAUGCUGUAUUUAGUGUUUGGUGUAAGUUACUACACUCAUCAGCAAUUCCGAAACUACAAAUCGCUACAAAGCUACGAACAGUUUUGCUGCGGAUGGGUGCAGGAUCUGCACAUUAUGACCAUAGCAAACGGCAACACCAUCUUUCUAGCAAAGAAUAUGAAGAUGCUACAUUUUGCUGAAUCCCUUGCAACGGAAACUGUCCUCUUCAGAACGUUCUCUUCAGAUGUUUUCAACGCAAGUGUCCAGUCUUCUGAUACAAAGGUUCUGCUGGACACCGUUGGUAACGCCAGCCUACGCUGUACCUACAAGGAGGACUUCAAACGUUUCCUCCUCCCCACCAUGUACAGUUUUGUCUUUCUGCUUGGCCUUCCGCUUAACGCAGCGGUGAUACUAAAGAUAUGGAGGAGGAGGCAAUAUUUGUCCCGCAGCAACAUUUACAUGCUCAACUUGGCCAUAGCAGACUUCCUGUAUGUGACUUCACUUCCGCUGCUCAUCUACAACUAUGCGAGCCAUGACUACUGGCCCUUUGGACAGUUUGCGUGCAAACUAGUCCGAUUUCAGUUCUACAGUAACCUGCAUGGCAGUAUCCUCUUCCUUACCUGCAUCAGUGUACACCGCUACAUUGGCAUCUGUCAUCCUCUGGCAAUAAGGCACGGACAAGGCGGCCGUAAGCUGGCGUGGCUCAUUUGCGGAGGAGUGUGGCUGAUUGUAGCCAUCCUCUGCGCACCGACAUUUCACUUCGCCUCGACGGGAAUCCAGCGAAACCGCACUGUCUGUUAUGAUUUAAGCGCACCGAAGCAGUCGGCGGACUACUACCCGUACGGCAUGGCCCUCACCUGCCUCGGCUUCCUGUUGCCUUUUACUGGUGUGAUGAUAUGCUACUGCAAAAUGGCCCACUUUUUGUGCCUCCCGGUGUCCUACCAAGGCGUCAACAUACAGACGAGGGACAAACGUGACAGAGCGGUGAAAAUGAUCAUUAUAGUGGCAGUGGCAUUCUGCAUCAGCUUCCUGCCCUUUCACCUCACAAAGAGCUCUUACCUGGUGGUUCGGACGCUCCCUAGUAUGACCUGUGAGACUAGGAACCUCUUUUCUAUCAUCUAUAAGAGCACAAGACCAUUUGCCAGCAUGAAUAGCUUUCUGGAUCCCAUUCUUUUCUACUUCACUCAGCUACGAUACAGACAGAGCACCAAAAGGUUCAUUCUCAGAGUUACCACUCGCAGGGACAAGCAUACCAGUGAAUAAUUCCAAAAGCCCAUCCCUUUAUUUCACAUGUACUAUAUGUGGAGCUCUGGGAAAAAAACACCUCUAAAUGUGCAGUUCCACUCAUACAGUAUGUUUGAGUAAUAGCAACUGGUUAGAAAACAGUUAAAAUUAGCUGAGAUGUGACACUUAUGAGGAUGAGCAGUGCAGGGCGGAUGUGAAAAAAAUGAAAUAUGAAAUACAUGAAUGUUUAGUUUUCGGUCUUCCAAAGGUUACCUUUGCCACAGAGCCAGCAUGAUACUUAAAAGUUAAUUCUGUGCUUACUUGACAGUGUUUUGAACUGUUCCAGUGUGUCCAAAAUAAUAUGGUCAAUAACCUCAGUGAAGUUGGCCCCUCAUCAGAUGCAAGUUCAUAGAAAAAUGUCAUACGUGUGAGAAAAAUGUUACACGUGUGAGCUAAGUUUGUGCUGAAAUUUGUGCUGCUAUCGUUUUCGAGUUAGUAACAAUUCUUUUAUCGGUCAAUCUGAGGUCAACCAGCCCCCCAUUUUGAUUAAAAAUGGCUCAUAGACUUCAUAACCUAUUGACAUGGCACGGGAAACGGGGCAGAUUCAUAGUGGGCCUACUUUCAAAACCUUCCAAUUCAAAUAUUAUCAAAACCAAAGCUGCUACCGACCUAAAACAAAAACAGGCACCUACCUUAGCCAUAUAUUAGUCUCCAUGAGCAGCAGCAUCGAAAAAUUCAGUCGUUCCCUUAUAAAAUCCUGAUUAUUUUUUAUAUAAUUAUAACGCAACUUAAAAUGGCUAUAAAAGUCUCAGAUUUUACACUAGAUGCACAAAAAUCACCAAAUGCAAAGAUAAUCACCUAUAUUUUCUGGAUCAAUAGCGAUAUUUAACAUAAGUUUUUGCCCAAAAUAGCAACUUUUUUAAAAAAUUAUUUGUUUUCAACAGCUAAUAUAUCACUCAAUUUAACGUCAGAAACUUAAGGAAAACAUGCACAAUCAAUUAUAAAUAACAUGUAAAUAUACUAUUAAUAAAUUAUACAAUCACAACUUAUUAUACAAUAGAAUAGUCCUUUAUUAUAAUUAUACACUAUAUACUGUUAGCAAAUGAGGCUAUCGGCUGCCUGACACAGACAGAGCUUUUCUGGUGAAAGUUCUUGUGUAUAAAUGCUUAAAUCACCGAAUUCUUCAUAGGUAUGGAUGUAAAACUGUCUUGAUUCUUGUUAAAAGAGCAAAAACUGGGCAGUUGCGCAUCUAUUUCAUCCAUCGAUUUUUUUUUCACGUUUCAAAAUGCAUGCAUGGUACGAAAAAUAUAAUAUUUACCCUGAAUCCUCGAAAAUAUCACUCCAGAGACAAUCCUUCCUGUUUGUAUGCGGUACAGCUUUCGUAGUUCUUCAAAAUCCAAGCUUGAAUCCAGCUUAGACAUGAGCGUGUGCCGUCUUCGCCUGACUACAGUACCUGACAAAAGUCUUGUCGCUUAUCCAUUUUGUAAAAACCAUUGCUAAUAACCUGACUUUUAAUUAUUCAGUUGGUUUCAGAAAUGGCUCAUAUGAAAGCUAAGACCCUCCCAAAUGAUGUUGAAUGUACAAAAAUAUAUUUGUUUCACUGAAAAAAAAUCAUCAUUUAAUGAAGACAUAAAGGUCAAAUUUUGGCAAGACAAAAGUUUUGCCGCCUACAGAAAAUAGUGUGAAAAUUGAACAAAAAAUGUACUUCAAAUACAAAAAUAUGCUACAUAACAUAAGCAAAUUAAAUUGUCCCAUAUGUGUACAUUCGUUUAAGUCCACACUAAAUUUCUUCAGUAGUCUCACCCCACAUACUGAUAAGCAAAAACUUGUUCAAUAUCUGGGUUCUUUGAAGUCCCAAUAUCCCCGUAAAUUGUUUUUUCAUAGUUUGUAAACUGCUGAAUAUUCUGAGGUAAUACAUUUUUUUCUAGCUUUGAACAUUAUUUGUGCUGUUUGUUGUUGUACGAUAUCGGGAAACUUGAGCAAUUGUGACUUUAAAAAAGUGUGUAUGAUCCUGAUAACCACCUUUGUGAAUGAUCUGUUAUGCCCUUUCCUGCAGUACAUUUACUGAAUAUAACAAAGUUUUGUGAUUAUUGCACCAAACUUCGGCACUGUAUUGCAAGUAAACAGAGACUAGUGAACCCUAUAGAGUGUGGAGUGAUUUGAAAUCUAAUACCUUCUUUGCUUUACUUAUUAAUGUAAUGUUUCGUGAGAUUUUGCCCUGUAUAUAUUUGAAAUGUUGUUUCCAGUUAGGUUUUACAUCAAUAAUUACUCCCAAAAACCUGAUUUCAUCAACUCUCUCAAUUUCUAUCCCAUCUACUACAACCCAUAGCAAAAAGUAUGGAACCACCUGUCUCGGACGAGCACUCACUCAAGACAUUUUAUCAUGUAGAACAAACUCAAAUAAAAAGCUUGAAAAAAUACUGAAUUAGUUCAAAAGAGCAACUCUUUAGCGCAGAAACACUAAAAGAAAUGAAUAAAAAUAUUGUGGUAGUGAGCAAAUGUUACUUUUAUAGAGCAAGUGCAGGGAAAUGUAUAUGGAAUCACUCCGUUCUGAGGAAAAAUAUAUGGAAUCAUGACAAAACAAAGAAAUAGCAAUCAAAACACAUCUCCAGUAUUUAGUUGCACCACCUCUUGCUUUUAUGACAGCUUGCAGUCUCUGAGGCAUGGACUUGAUGAGUAUUCUUCAUCAAUUUGGUGCCAACUCCCUUUGAUUGCAGUUGCCAGAUCAUCCUUGCAGGUCAGAGCCGUGCUGUGGACUAUUUCUUUCAAUUUCCACCACAGGGUUUCAAUAGGGUUGAGAUCUGGGCUAUUUGCAGUCCAUGACAUUGACUGGAUGAGUCUUUCUCCAAGGAAUGCUUUAACAGUUGUAGCUCUGUGGCAUGAUGCAUUGUCAUCUUGGAAAUGACAAACAUAUUUUCAAUUGAAGGGAUAAGAAAACUGUCUAAAACUUCAAUGUUAAAAUGCACAUUUAUUGAAGAUUUAACACCAGCCAUCUCUCCAGUGCCUUAGCCUCACAUGCAGCCCCAUAUCAUCAAGGACUGAGGGGAUUUUGACGUUUUCUUCAGGCAGUCAUCUUUGUAAAUCUCACUGGAACAGCACCAAACCAAAGUUCCAGCAUCAUCACCUUGUCAAGAGUCAAGAAUCUGCAUUGGACAAGGUGAUGAUGCUGGAACUUUGGAACUUUUUAUCUGAGUUUGUUCUACAUGAUAAAAUGUUUGAGUGAGUGCUCGUCCGAGACUGGUGAUUCUAUACUUUUUACUAGGGGUUGUAUUAUCUUCAACUGUGCAUUCUUUUUACAGUUCCCAAGUAUUAUCAUUUUUGUCUU
This is a messenger RNA of Corythoichthys intestinalis (scribbled pipefish), 8435 nucleotides long. Its product is annotated as P2Y purinoceptor 3. The transcript has 5 exons. Bases 3731 to 5149 code for a protein of 472 amino acids. Gene Ontology annotation, biological process: cellular response to pyrimidine ribonucleotide; phospholipase C-activating G protein-coupled receptor signaling pathway. Gene Ontology annotation, molecular function: G protein-coupled UTP receptor activity; G protein-coupled ADP receptor activity; G protein-coupled UDP receptor activity. Gene Ontology annotation, cellular component: plasma membrane. NCBI's taxonomy places the organism in Eukaryota, Metazoa, Chordata, Actinopteri, Syngnathiformes, Syngnathidae. The record is from RefSeq and is a predicted model, not a curated record.